CAAGAUGUUUGGAUCUGUCAGAGCCAGUUUAUUGAACAAAAGAACAGUUUAUUCUAUUCAGCCCAUAUCAACAAGAAGCUACUACAGACUGUUUUCUUGCACUCGUGCUAUUCAAAGUGAUUCUUUGACUGCUAUCGCUGUUCCCAUUCAUCGUAAAAGUGCUGCUGCUUACUCUACCAACACCACUGCUGAAUCUACUAAAGGAUCUGCUGCUAUAGAUAAUAAUUCAGAUGUUAAACACUCUCAUACUGGCGCUGCCAUUGACGAUCCCACUGAACAUGAUCAGGAUUUUAUUGUAGCCAUUCCCACUGGUCCAAUGGAGAAUCCAAACUAUCACAAAGGAACUGUUUGGUUCGACAACAUCUUUCCAUUCCAUCUUGGUCUGCUGGAUCCUCGCACCUAUUGGGUCAAAUACUAUUCGAAAAGGUUUAUUCUUCACCAACGCUGGUCUCGCUUGAUCCCUCCAUGGUUUCCUUCUGGUGCCGAGUUUCAGUUUAGAGAGGCUGAGCCUAACUUGAAAGAAGGUGGCCUUUAUCUCAAGUUCAAGUACAAGGGCGGGACUAUUGAAGAGGCCAUAGAAGCUAUUCAGGCUCAUGUACAUUCUACAGGCAUUCGGUCCAUCUUCAACUUUGGUCGCAUCAAUGCAUUCGAAGUCAAGGGACGUCCUUGGGUUGAAGACAUGGUUUUUAGAAUUCCUUCCAGACGCUUGCAUGUGGAAUUCCAUGGUCCUGAUCUAUCCGUUGAACAAUUGUACAGGGAGUUUCGCAGCUUUGGUCGCAUCAUGGAUAUUACCAUCCAACCUUCGUCCAUCAAAGAUCUUCCUAGAUUUGCAUCAGUCGAGUUUGUGAACAAGCGAUCGGCUACCAGUGCUCGUAACUGCAUUCAUGGCGAGUUGAUUGAUGGAACCCGAGUGCAUAUCGGCUAUGAAAAGGUCAAGAGUAGCUUUUCCUUUUGGAACUGGGCCAUUUCCAAUCUGCGCAUAUCUAUCCCCAUCCUGCUGGCUGUUACUGCUGCCCUGUCCUAUAUCGUAUUUGAUCCUCUAAGGGUUUUUUCGAUUGUCAGUAAACUCACCGAUAGGUUCAGUUUUGAAAAAUACACCGAGACUGCAGGUGCUAUGUGGAAUGGUGCCCAAUCAUCUAUAUCCGCUUUGAUUUCUGCUACUGGGUAUUCCAGCAUGGACAGAUCUAAAAUUAAAAAUGUAAGAUCUACUAAUCAGGGCUGGGAUGAGCGGGAAACUGAAGCAAAACGACUCGAGCUACACUAUAAGCAGGCUCCAGAGACUUUGGUAAUUGUCCAUGGACCAAAGGGUUCUGGAAAGUCGGAGCUGGUUCGUAAAUCUUUGGAGCAUCACAAAAAAAAGCUUUUUAUUCACUGUGAGGAUUUGGUUGGCCAACCCGAAUACGUCCUCAUCACUCGUCUGGCUUCCCAAGUCAAUUUUUUCCCGUCGUUUGGAUUCAUGUCUCAAAUUACAACGUUUAUGGAUGCUAUCAUCACUGCCACUACUGGUGCCAAGGCUGGUUUGGGAACAACAAAGGAAACUGAGAUACGCAAGAUUCUCGAUUGCGUAACCAAAGCCGUAACAGACCUUACUCUAGAUCAGCGCGAAGCUCGACAGAAAGUGCUAGACGAGCUGGUUGACAAGAACGAUGAGUAUAAUCACUCAUUGAGUGUUCCAGAGAUUGAAUAUCCAGUGAUUGUCAUUGACGGGUUUCUUGGCAAAGAAAAUGCUCGAGGCCACUUUUUGUAUGACAUGAUGGCCGAGUGGGCUGCAGUGACGGCCACACAAUACAAAGUUGCACACGUUAUAUUUAUUAGCGACAAUCCUGCUGCUGUGCGAGAGAUAGGAAAAGUGAUUCCCACUAAAUCUGUCGAAACAUUUAUUCUCAAUGAUGCUACACCCGAGACUGCACUUGCAUAUGUACAUCGACGACUUCCUGAGCUGGAUACCAAGUCUUUAUGGCCCAGCAUUGAGCCCCUUGGCGGUCGUUUGCAUGACUUGGACCUUUUAAUUCAAAAGAUUCAUGCUGGCCUAACUCCCACUGAUGCAUUUGAUGAUAUACUGCACCGGUCAGUUACAGAGCUCCGUAAAAUUGGUCUCAACGAAGAGGCAGACAAAUCCAAGCACGAAUGGAAUGAUGUUCAAUUUUGGAAGAUUGUGCAGAUGCUGAGCAAAUUUGACGAGGUACCGUUUGACCACUUGGUUAUGCAUCCCAUUUUUAAAGGAGAUACGCAGGCUUUGUCUCAAAUGGAACGCAAUGGGUUAAUUACUCUUAUUCAUUCACAUGGUCGACCUUACACCAUUCGACCAGGAAAACCCAUUUACAGAUCUGCUUUCACCCUUAUGACUCAAGACACCCGACUUGUUUCGACCAUGGGAAUUCUCACAGCAAAACAGCUUAUAUCAGACGAAGAAAAAAAAGUGAGGGUAAUGGAAGAAGAGAUGUGUCAGUUGGGAUUGUUACAAGCCCACGAUGGAAUAUCUACCGCAUCUUUUUGGACAGGUGGAUCAAACCACAUUCAAUCUCGGAUGGACUAUCUUGCAUCCAAGUUGGGUGAUUCUGCCAAAAAGAUUUCCAACUGGAACAACGAGGAGGCUCGAUAUAGGAAGGAACUCAAGCUGAUCGAGUAGAAACCCUAGUUGACAUGAUUACACAUUUGUAUUGAAAAGCAAAAUAAAAACAUUCAAUUUAUUCUCAAAUA
Batrachochytrium dendrobatidis JAM81 is the source of this 2700-nucleotide messenger RNA. RefSeq lists its product as uncharacterized. The coding region runs from base 5 to 2629 and encodes 874 amino acids. The transcript has 7 exons. NCBI's taxonomy places the organism in Eukaryota, Fungi, Chytridiomycota, Chytridiomycetes, Rhizophydiales. Gene Ontology annotation, molecular function: RNA binding. The record is from RefSeq and is a predicted model, not a curated record. Gene Ontology annotation, cellular component: mitochondrial inner membrane.